Messenger RNA from Fopius arisanus, 860 nucleotides. RefSeq lists its product as uncharacterized. The transcript has 2 exons. The coding region runs from base 116 to 622 and encodes 168 amino acids. Lineage: Eukaryota; Metazoa; Arthropoda; Insecta; Hymenoptera; Braconidae. The record is from RefSeq and is a predicted model, not a curated record.
UCUAUGGCGAAAUUUCAAUGAGUAAGAAAUCAGGGAAAUUCCCACAAGUGAGAUAAUUAAGCCAUUCCCAUACAAUUCUACGGACUACAGAGCCGCAGGACUUUUCAAUUAAAGAAUGGCGGAAAAUUGUAUUCAGAAAGCAGGACCCGGAGGUGAUGACUUUCUCCAGCGCUUCAUCGACACAAUGAAAGAAAAGACGGGCCUGGACAUGCAGAAUUACGAUUUCACCGAUGAGUUCAAUCAGACUCUCCAGAAGAUUGGAAACCUGAGAAUGCCUUAUGAAUUUUUUGAUGCCAUCAUAUAUGUUGCCAUCAGACUGAUAACCCUAGGAAUGGAUGAUUUUGAUUUGAUUUCCUUUGUUAAUUCAGUCAUGAAAGCCCUCACUGCCUUCUGGGAAUGGUUCCACAAGAGAUUCACGUCCAAAAUAUUUUAUCUGCUGCUGGCCCUGUGUCCCACACCCCUAAUGAAAAUUGUCAUCGGAGUUAUCUACUUUUUGGUGGACAAUUACGGUAUGAGCUUGUGGAACGAAUACAUCGGUCCGAGGGUUCGCGGCUAUGUGGAAUUCACUGUUAAAAAAAUUCGUGAAAGGAUUGAGCCUUCGUCCACUGACAAACACGAUUAAAUGCUUCCUCGAAAUUAUUAUUCCCCAUUUAAUUUGGCGCCGGAUGGGAGAAUCAUUUUUCUGUUAUUUUUUUAUUAAGUGCAUAUUUCCAAACUUUCAUCAAUAAUCAUGAUAAUACAAUCGUCAUAUCAUACUAGGCGGUAUUUUUUGUACGUUUAAUGAUUUUUACUUUCUAGUAAUUGUAUUUGAGGAUAUAGAAUUAUUUAUUGAAUAAAGAAUUUUAUCUUUAUGUAUUUAA